Messenger RNA from Cooperia oncophora, 717 nucleotides. Lineage: Eukaryota; Metazoa; Nematoda; Chromadorea; Rhabditida; Trichostrongylidae. The record is from the annotation of a GenBank genome assembly.
AUGGGCAUUCUCACGGUUGUGCUGUGGUAUGGCGGUCAUCUUGUCAUCCAAGGAAAGAUCGAAUCAGGGCUUCCUCGUCUCGUUUCUUACUGUAUCAAUUCCAACUGGGAGAGAAUCUCAGGGAGCUUGGUGAGGUGUGGAAUGGUCUCAUGCAAGCUGUCGGUGCUUCACGAAAAGUCUUCGAGUUCAUUGAUCGAGAACCGAGAGUCAAGAAUCACGGCAAAUACGCUCCAGAGAAAGCUUGUGGGACGAAUUGAAUUCAGAAAUGUGAAGUUCAGCUAUCCGAUACGACCGGAUCUUCCCAUCAUGGAGGAUCUCACGUUCACCGUAGAACCAGGCCAGGUAGUCGCAUUGGUUGGCCCGUCUGGUGGCGGAAAAUCGAGUUGUAUCGCAAUGUUGGAGCAUUUCUACGAACCUAAUGGAGGAGAGGUCUAUCUGGAUGGCAUUCCUAUUCGCGAGUAUGACCACAAGUACCUACACACAAAAGUAGCCCUUGUCGGUCAGGAACCCGUGCUAUACGCCAGAUCCGUAACGGAGAAUAUUGGGUACGGCUUGGAUUCCUACAGUAAUGACGACGUGCAAACGUCAGCAAAACUAGCCAAUGCUCAUAGCUUCAUCAUGGAUACUAGCGAUGGCUACAACACGAAUGUUGGUGAAAAAGGAAGUCAAAUGUCAGGUGAGAAAGUAGAGUUUGCUAAAAGCGUGCCUAUGACAUAG